Egretta garzetta (little egret) is the source of this 3058-nucleotide messenger RNA. RefSeq names its product frataxin (gene FXN). NCBI's taxonomy places the organism in Eukaryota, Metazoa, Chordata, Aves, Pelecaniformes, Ardeidae. The record is from RefSeq and is a predicted model, not a curated record. Gene Ontology annotation, cellular component: mitochondrion. The transcript has 5 exons. The coding region runs from base 617 to 1219 and encodes 200 amino acids. Gene Ontology annotation, biological process: intracellular iron ion homeostasis; iron incorporation into metallo-sulfur cluster. Gene Ontology annotation, molecular function: ferric iron binding; 2 iron, 2 sulfur cluster binding; ferrous iron binding.
UGUGCCCCAGAGCUGGUGACAGCGGCGGAGUGACAGCAGCCCAGCCUGGCCAGGACCUGAACGUAUUUAUGGUCUUGCAGCUUUUGAUCCUAAGCGUGUAUUAAGGAAACGCUAAAGGGUACAGUCAAGAAACAUGUAGGCAUCGGUGUGUAUUAUGUCAGCCUGUAUCGUUGUGAUGGCACAAGGAGUUUGCUGCUCUCUGUCCUUUUUCGUCCCUGUCGUGGCUUUGGACUGACAGACCAGUUCAUCUGUAGGGCCUGAGGGUAGAUCUCAGACCGCAGGGAGGGAGACGUUUUCGCGUUUUGCUCUCACAUGUGCUCAAAGAGGGGCAGUCGUAGUUCCUUUUGAAAUGUCGCUUGAUCUUCAGCUCGCUUUGUUAGUUUUCAAAGCCUUGCGCAAGUACACAAAAAGCAAUCAAGAAUGUCAUCUUACCAUUCAUCAAAAAAUAUGUAGCUUCAUAGCCCAGGUUAAGAAGAAAGUGGCAAGCCUGCUAUCUUUCUUUCGUGUGAUAGGAUAGUGAAGUGCUUCUGCAAGCGUGUUAGACUAGGGUAUCAACUUUAUUUUUAUCCUUAUUGAUGUAUUGCUUCCCUUCAAAAGGGUUGUCGAUUUUGCUCCCAUGUCUUAUAUUGCCAGUCUGUUGAUACAGCUUUUCUCUACUUUUGAUUUGGUUUUUUUGAAGCUUUUUUUUUUGAACAGAAGAGAAAUUAGAAAUGAAACAGCUUGUUUUACAGAAGAGAUCUGGAAUGUGAAUCCUUACUCUUUUGAAUUGCAAUGUGCUUCAGAGGUGAAGAGCAAGACUGUUGGGUUAAUGAAUUUAAGAAAUGCAGGAACUCUGAACGACACAAGCUCUUUAGAUGAGACCACUUAUGAAAAACUGGCUGAAGAAACACUGGACUCCUUAGCAGAUUUCUUUGAGGACCUGACAGAUAAGCCUUUUACCCCAGAAGAUUAUGAUGUCUCAUUAGGGAGUGGAGUUCUGACAGUUAAAUUAGGUGGAGACAUGGGAACAUAUGUAAUCAAUAAGCAAACACCAAACCGGCAGAUUUGGCUGUCCUCACCCACUAGUGGACCCAAGCGCUAUGACUGGACUGGACGGAACUGGGUGUAUUCUCAUGACAAAGUAUCCCUUCAUGAACUACUAUCAAAAGAGUUUUCAACAGCGUUAAAAACUAAAUUGGAUUUGUCCUGCUUAAUAUAUUCUGGGAAAGAAAAUACUUGAUGAUAUUCUACCUCAUGGAAGUUUAAAGACUUUAACCACAAGCCAAGCCCUUCCUUGGUUUCUGAAGUACCUGAGCUUAAUUCUGUUGCUGUUUUUCUUGACAUCGCUAUAUUGUGCAACAAAAAUGAAAAUAAUAUAUUUUUCUCUAGUGCUCAGUCUUUGGGUUUCUGUGUCACUGCUCGAAUCUGUGUCCAAGUAGUACAGGUGGUUGAGGUCACGCUUCCUGUCAACGCAUUUCUUACUUUCUUACUGCAGAAGUAAGUAAUGAAUUCUUACUGUACGUAGUCUUGUUUGGACAUAAAGACUAACCCACCUGGUGACUUCUGACUGGUGCACAAGUACUAAAACUUCUUUUGGUGAGACAUUCACCCAAAACAAGAAAUGGCUGCAAAUCGCACUGACAUAAGUUGUGGUACUGUGAAUGCAUUGCAUUAAAAUUUGUGGCUAUUGCAAGUCAAUAACUCGUCACAGGCAAAUUGAACAUGUCAUGAAUUAAAUGACUGUGGCAGGUAGAAACUUUUCAUUUUGUGCAGUGCGUGCAGUACAACUUUUUCUCUCAGUAUUGCAGAACUUGCUCUUUCCUCCAAGUUCUAAAUUAUAGUUUCUUUCACAUUAGGAUUUUUUUUUUUUUUAGCUAAACUUUAAAUUACUUAGAGGUCUGUGUGGCUGGAAGCAUCAUAUGGAACUGGAAAGGCUGGUGUGUGAUGUUUAAGCUGUGCAGCAGUAUCUCUGUAAACAUUUCAUUCUAUUACUGUGGAUUUCUCUUUCUGUUCCCUUUUGUUAUUCAAAGAGUAAAAAUAGAUAAUUUAUUGACCCUUUUUUUUUAGUUGAGCAAAAUUAAGAUCCUCUUACGGUAGCAAAAAUUUGCACUGAUUUUGUUCUGCUGCGUUUCUUAAGUGGGCUUAGAUUGUCUUUUUUCACCAUGAUACAAGGGUCCCCUUAGUACUGUGCUGGUGCAGAAACUUUUGCCUUUUUGACUCUUAGAAUUGAAUAUGGUGCUUAGGCUGAUGAAGCUGUCUUUUUCAGGCUGUUAAAAAAUUGUAAUGAAAUAAAUUCUGUAUUCUGGAUCUUAAACCAAAAAGCUUUAAAAGAAAUCUUGAACUGCAAGAAGAACACUUCAACUCUUUCACUGCUGUAUUAUUACCACUGGUGGGUUUCAGUUGCCUGUAAAAUGGAAGCACAAAGUUGUCGACUAAUUCUUGAGGGAACAGCUAUAUACCAUACUGUUACAAAUUGUUUUAUCAAUGUAUGAAAAGAUGUUGAGUGCAAACCAUUUUUCUUCUUGGUUCCUCUGAUGCUUGUGGUUAGUUUGGCAUGAGUCUCUGGCUAGCUAGAACUAUUAGCAAAUUCUGUAAUCGAAAAACAAUAGUUAUAUAGUAUUGUUGCCCAGUAUUUGCAUUUGAAGCAUAAGUGUUGUUACCUGCUAUUUUCCACCAUUAAAUAGAGAGUAACAUUUCACUGGAAGCACCUCUUGGUUAAUUGUGCAUGCUGUUUGCAUGUUUUUUUAAUCAAAAUAAAAAAUAUGACAAUUACCUGAAAUUUCAGCUUUACUGGAUGAGGUAAAUACAAUGACUACCAACUCAUAUGAGUACAAGAGUAAAAGACGGUUUUUUUUUUUAACAAACAAAAGCUAAAAAUAGAACAUCAACUUACUGUUUUGAAUUUAGAACACUGCAAAUAACUCACAGCAUAUGGAAAACUGUAGUAUUUAGCUCAGUCUCCUAGUAGUUCAAAUAGCUAUUGAAACUCAUUUGUAUAGAUGUCAAUGACUUGGUACUUGAAUGGAGAAUACUUGCUCCCGGUCCUUCCUUUGCCUGGUCACGUACAGCUUGUGUAAUU